This is a messenger RNA of Ostrinia furnacalis (Asian corn borer), 2159 nucleotides long. Its product is annotated as irregular chiasm C-roughest protein. NCBI's taxonomy places the organism in Eukaryota, Metazoa, Arthropoda, Insecta, Lepidoptera, Crambidae. Gene Ontology annotation, biological process: cell-cell adhesion. Gene Ontology annotation, cellular component: cell-cell junction; plasma membrane. The annotation marks the transcript as partial. The transcript has 15 exons. Gene Ontology annotation, molecular function: cell adhesion molecule binding. The record is from RefSeq and is a predicted model, not a curated record.
AUGGCUGUCCAUGUGAAUAAGUGCAAAAAACCAUGGGGAAUAAAGAAAAAUAUGACGAAAUCAACGAUUUUAUACAUAAAAACAAUAAACUUGCUCUCGAUGAUAAACCUAAGGUGAUAAGUGAUGAACCGAAAAUGAUGAGAUUAGAUAAAGUUGUGACAAUGAAAACUAAAGUUACCAGUAGGAGUAGCAAUUCAUUGUUCCUUUUGCUGAGGAUGAUAAAUGGAGUUGCUAUAGUGAAGUGUUUAGUAUUGUUUUGUGUGGUGUCAAGCGUGAAUGGACAUAAAGAACAGAGAUUUGCUAUCGAGCCUCAAGAUCAGAGUGCGGUGGUAGGAUCCAGGGUGACUCUCCCUUGCAGGGUGGAGAACAAAGCUGGCCAGUUGCAGUGGACUAAAGACGACUUCGGACUCGGCACGCAUCGGCACCUGAACGGAUACGAGCGGUAUAAGAUGAUAGGGAGUGAUGAGGAAGGUGACUACUCGCUGGACAUCAAAGAAGUGACUCUGGAUGACGACGCGGUCUAUCAGUGCCAAGUCAGCUCGGGACCUAGGGGAGAACCAGCUAUUCGUUCGAGGUAUGCUCGUCUGAUUAUCCUCACUCCUCCUGACCCUCCGAAGAUCCUGCAAGGUUCGGUCCUGCAAGCAGUUGAGGAUAGCGAAGUCAAUUUGGAAUGCGUCUCUGUUGGUGGGAAACCAGCUGCUGAGAUCACAUGGGUGGAUGAUGAUGGCGGUGUUCUGACUCAAGGGGUCACGUACACUGCAGAACCUUUGGCAGAUGGACGAAGAUACACAGCCAGAUCGAUUCUCCAUCUCCGGCCUAGAAGACAUCACCACAACCAGACCUUCACCUGUCAGGCUCAAAAUACAGCAGACAGGACGUACAGAUCCACAGCUAUAAAGUUGCAGGUCCAAUACGCACCAAAGGUCCGAGUGUCCCUCAAAUCCGGAGUGAAUAAAGGUCGAAUACAAGAAGGAGAUACAUUGGUUGUUGGCUGUCAAGCAUCUGCCAACCCUAACGAACUCACAUACAAGUGGUACGUGAACAACGAUCAGAUAGUUGGUGACAGCAGUGAGCUGGUACUGAAGAACAUAUCCCGGUCAUACAACGAGGCUACAGUCAAGUGUGAGGUGCACAAUAUCAUUGGAAAGAGUGCCGAUACGAAGACCUUGGAAGUGGCAUAUGGACCAACCUUCCUAGAGCGUCCCAAGAACGUGGAAGUGGAAGCUGGAUCGCAAGCUACCCUCAGCUGUAAGGUUGAUGGCCAUCCAUCCCCGAAGGUUCUAUGGCUGCGCUAUGAAAACGACCGGGUUAUAAGAGUGGGCAAAUCUCAAAACUUGACCAUCACGGUGACAGCCCAGUCUGCAGGACAAUACUGGUGUAAAGCCACCAUCGACAGCCAGCAAGACAUUGAAGCACCCGCCAUGAUUUUUGUAAGAGGGCCUCCAAAAAUAACGUCAAACAGCACCCAAUAUGGAGUUGAAGGGGACAGCGUGAGGAUAGAGUGCGUCUCCUUCUCAGUUCCAAAGCCAGACUACAUCAUGUGGACCUAUGAGGGGAGUGAGAUCAAUACCUUCCACAACCAAGAAUACGCUUUCCUGGAAGAAUCACUGGCAGAUCGUAUGACCAAAUCCACGUUGAUCAUAAGGAAGAGUGAAUCGAGGCACUUCGGGUCAUACAACUGCACUGUAACCAAUCUGUAUGGGAUGGACAGCAUUGAGAUAAAACUGGUGGCUGACAAAACCAACUCCCUAAUCCUGAUAGUUUCCGGAGGCGCCUCAGCAGCGAUCCUAGUGCUCAUCAUUAUGCUGAUCAUCAUGCUGUGCCACCGGAAGACUAAGAAGUCAGACCCUUCGGUGAAGAAGCCCGACAUCACGGAUAUUGGGAAGAACUGCGCUGACCAGUACAAGGAUAGCGAUAGGAGUUCCAAUAUCAGUGAUCUGAAGCUGGAACUGAGGCAGGUGGAAGGUAGCUGUGACAUAGACAACUCAAACGCCGGUUCUGAAACGGACCUGCACCCAACCCUGCAUCUAACGUCAAACAUGGGCCUUCCCCUGGCGGGACCAGUUCCUCUGCCCGAGGGUUACGACAACCAGCUGAUGAAGCAGUACCAGAGGUACAGCGGGGACUUCAAUCAGCCCAUAAACAAUUUGCAUUUUAAG